Messenger RNA from Zophobas morio, 759 nucleotides. Its product is annotated as U-scoloptoxin(01)-Er1a-like. Gene Ontology annotation, molecular function: chitin binding. NCBI's taxonomy places the organism in Eukaryota, Metazoa, Arthropoda, Insecta, Coleoptera, Tenebrionidae. The coding region runs from base 109 to 582 and encodes 157 amino acids. The record is from RefSeq and is a predicted model, not a curated record. Gene Ontology annotation, cellular component: extracellular region. The transcript has 3 exons.
UUCCGCUACGAGGUGUCUUUCUUUACGAAUUUGUCCAUCUUUGUCGUAGUUUGUAUAUAAACUAUUCGACGUGCCGGCGGUCACAUAGUUUGUGUCGAUUUUGCUACCAUGAAGUUUCUGAGUGUGGUGCCCAUUGUCUUCUGUGUGGUGCAGUGCGCCCCCAAAUUAAGGAUCGUCCCCAGCCAGACGCCUCCCCAGCUCCUUACCCUCCCCAGCAACGCCACCACCAUCCGCCUCGACAUCAGCGACUCCUUCAGCUGCGAAGGCCGCAGCUACGGCUACUACGCGGACGUCGACAACGACUGUCAACUCUUCCACGUAUGUCUUCCCAUAACCUACUCCGACGGCCGCAACCAGACCUUCCGGUGGAGCUUCAUCUGCCCCGAAGACACAGUAUUUAACCAAGAAAUAUUCACUUGCACGAGGUCGGAUGAGGCAAUCGAUUGUGCCGACUCCCCGAGGUAUUACGGCUUGAACACCAACUUCGGGAGCGAGGAGGUGGACGCGGACAUCGACGACUCGACGUCGGUGCCGGCGGAGGUGCCGCAGGUGCUGACGAGGAGGAUUCCGUACAAGAACUGACGUGGUUAGGGUUUAGAGAUUUGUUGUUAGAGUGUUCUGGGGGCAAAUCUGGAGGGUGAUGGUUUUUCUAGGGGAUUUUUGAUUUUGGUGCCGCCCUGAUCUCGAUGGACUUCUUGCGGCUUGCCGGGAGGUUGGUUUGUGUUUUCUUUCUUAUGGACAAUAAAUGAUUUUAUGUAA